AUGCGUUCGCCUACCAUAAAACAAAGAAGUCGUGCAAGGUGUACAGAUAUCUUAUCAUCAUGGUUCAUGUCCAUCUACAUUAAGGUUAUCGAUGACGAAUUUCAAACAGAUCCUUGCAUGCUGCCUCACCACUGCAUUCCGAAGGAGAUUAAGACCAACUACGUAGAGCGUUACCUCUACCAGAAGCUUCAAAGCCAAGAAGAAGUAGAAGAAAUUAUGGACAAAUUUCAUCAGACGGGUUACGGAUCGCGAAGAAGGACGAUUGCAAAAAGUCUGGAGAAGCACGAUCGCCCGAGGGCUACUCUCGACAGUGUCCCAGAGGACCUAAGAACUUUAACGGAUGGCUCACUCUUUCUCCAAUUCAGCCAACCAGGAUUGUACAUCUAUUUCUCAAGGAGAACACUUCAGAAAGCUGUGGACAACGGGAUGACUGCAAUUGUGGCUGACGGGAUACAUAGACUUCCCCCCGAAGAGCUGGGCAAGGAUGGGCAGCUCUACACGAUCCAUGGAGUUUGCAACGGAGGUGUAGACGUCCCGCUCGUACACGUGCUCACAAAGAAGAAAAACCUUUCCGUGUACGAGAAGGUCUUCAGCAUUGUUAAACAACAACUACUGGCCCUCGGCGUCGAUCUUCAGCAGCUGCGCAUUUUAAUUGAUUUUGAGCGAGCAGCGCUAGCGGCUUUGAGGGUAAGCGCUUUAACAAAAUGAAG
Strongylus vulgaris is the source of this 710-nucleotide messenger RNA. NCBI's taxonomy places the organism in Eukaryota, Metazoa, Nematoda, Chromadorea, Rhabditida, Strongylidae. The record is from the annotation of a GenBank genome assembly.